Messenger RNA from Branchiostoma floridae (Florida lancelet), 1295 nucleotides. RefSeq names its product heme-binding protein 2-like. The record is from RefSeq and is a predicted model, not a curated record. The transcript has 5 exons. Lineage: Eukaryota; Metazoa; Chordata; Leptocardii; Amphioxiformes; Branchiostomatidae. Bases 141 to 800 code for a protein of 219 amino acids.
AAAAUGUUACGAUCUUGCCUCCUAGCAUCUGCUUGGAGAUUAGGAUGUUCGAUUGUCUGGCUGGAGAAAUUGUUGUGGGUGCGCAUGCGCUAAGGUAAUCAGCUGUCUGUGUUCCGGAGCCCCGAAGAAGAGCUGUUCACAUGUUUGGUGCAUUUUUCAAAGUACUCAGAACCAUGAUGAUCACGCUGCUUGUCCUGACCACCCUGGCCAGUCUGGCUGUCACCAGUCCUGUUCUCCCCACACAGACAUGGCCGCCAGCUUUCUGUAACAAACUGGAGUGUCCCAAAUACACCACGGUCAAGACCACAAAGGAUUAUGAAGAGCGUAUAUACAAGGCAGCUAAAUGGACCAGCACCAUUGUUUCCGGUAUGGAGUACAACCCUGCGGUGUCUGAGGGCUUCAUGAAACUCUUCUCCUACAUCGAAGGGAAUAACAAGAAAAAGGCAGUGAUCCCAAUGACAGCACCGGUUGCGACCAAAGUUGAACACGGGCAGGGUCCUUACUGCAAGACCAACUUCACCGUGUCGUUCUUCGUGCCGUUCGCUGACCAGGCCGACCCACCCCAACCCUCCGCUGCUGACGUCUUCACCAACCCUCUGCCACAGAUGACCGCUUUUGUCAAGUCAUUUGGUGGCUUUGCUAAGGAGAAGGACUGGACCGAGACUGCCCAAGCUCUGGCCGAGAGCCUGGACAACGCCACAAUCAGCUACCACAAGGACUUUUACUACACAGCUGGAUAUAACAGCCCCUUCCAACUGUUUGAUAGACACAAUGAAGUCUGGUUUAUCAAGGCAGAUUAAGGAGAUGGCAGCUAUUGUGUUUAUGGUGUAUAUAUCAUGCUUAAAGCAUAUUCACCUUUGCAUCACGAAUGGAUUUAUAAAUCACUGUCUGACUUCUUGUCUCACCUAGUGGGAGUAGCACAGAUUAGUUGAAGAUCAUGUAUUAGUUUUGUUUAUUUUCUUUAUUCAAAAUACAUCUGACAGUACACUGAAGCUUGUAUUCAACAAAGUUAGUUCAUCUUUUGUUUAUUUAUUUGGAAUUAUACUGACAAUACACAGCAUAGCUGUCUUAAGCUUACUCACAGAAUCAUGGUGUAAAAUGUGUAUAAAGCUGUCUAUAAAACAAUACCUGCUUUAUUUUGUACUGAAUAGGAGAUAUAUUAUUUUACUUUUGCUCUUUGUUUUCUAAGGACGACAGGGUAAGCUUUGUGUUGUCUCAAUGCAAACUAGAGAUCAUUUCAUCUGAGAUGUGAGCGCACGAAUCAUUGGGUUGAAAUUAAAGAUUUGUUACACCAA